Messenger RNA from Emys orbicularis (European pond turtle), 1815 nucleotides. Its product is annotated as sodium- and chloride-dependent GABA transporter 2. The coding region runs from base 1 to 1815 and encodes 604 amino acids. Lineage: Eukaryota; Metazoa; Chordata; Testudines; Emydidae. Gene Ontology annotation, molecular function: gamma-aminobutyric acid:sodium:chloride symporter activity. Gene Ontology annotation, biological process: neurotransmitter transport; sodium ion transmembrane transport. Gene Ontology annotation, cellular component: plasma membrane. The record is from RefSeq and is a predicted model, not a curated record. The transcript is spliced from 14 exons.
AUGGAUUACAGAAUCCCUGGGGCAGUUAGCAAUGGAGAGACGAUACCUGCUCAUCCAGGCAUGGAAAAGCAGAAGGAAGAAGAGAAGAAUCAAACACUGGAACGAGGCCAUUGGAACAACAAGCUGGAAUAUGUGCUAUCCGUGGCUGGGGAGAUUAUUGGCCUUGGUAACGUCUGGAGGUUCCCUUACCUCUGUUACAAGAAUGGUGGAGGUGCUUUCUUUAUCCCCUACCUCAUCUUCCUCUUCACCUGUGGGAUCCCAGUGUUCUUUCUGGAGACAGCGCUAGGGCAGUACACCAGCCAGGGAGGGAUCACUGCCUGGCGGAAGCUCUGCCCUCUCUUUGAAGGAAUUGGUUAUGCUUCCCAGGUGAUCGUCGUACUCCUGAAUUUCUAUUACAUUAUCGUCCUGGCCUGGGCCUUGUUUUACCUCUUCAGUUCGUUCACCAUAGACCUUCCCUGGGGCAGCUGUGACCACGAAUGGAACACGGAGAACUGCGUGGAAUUCCAGAAGGCAAAUGCCUCUCUAAAUGUGACGAACGAAAACGCCACCUCCCCUGUCAUCGAGUUCUGGGAGAGGAGAGUGUUGAAGAUUUCCGCUGGCAUACAGCACUUGGGAAGCCUGCGCUGGGAGCUGGCUCUUUGCCUCCUGCUCGCCUGGGUCAUCUGCUACUUCUGCAUCUGGAAAGGAGUCAAAUCCACAGGCAAGGUGGUGUAUUUCACUGCCACGUUCCCGUACCUCAUGCUGGUAGUUCUGCUGAUCAGGGGAAUCUCUCUGCCGGGGGCGAUGCAGGGCGUCCUGUUCUACCUUUACCCAGACCUUACUCGUCUCAUGGACCCUCAGGUGUGGAUGGACGCAGGCACGCAGAUCUUCUUCUCUUACGCCAUUUGCCUGGGGUGCCUGACAGCCUUGGGUAGCUACAACAAGUACCACAACAACUGUUACAGGGACUGCAUUGCGCUGUGUUUUUUGAACAGUGGUACAAGUUUUGUGGCUGGCUUUGCAAUCUUUUCCAUCUUGGGCUUUAUGGCUCAGGAACAAGGCGUGCCUAUAUCUGAGGUAGCUGAGUCAGGGCCUGGCCUGGCAUUUAUCGCAUACCCUCGAGCUGUCGUCAUGCUGCCUUUCUCCCCAUUCUGGGCCUGCUGCUUCUUCCUGAUGGUUGUUCUGCUGGGACUGGACAGCCAGUUCGUCUGUGUGGAGAGCCUGGUGACAGCUGUUAUCGACAUGUACCCCACCAUCUUCCGGAAGCAAAACCGCCGUGAGAUCCUCAUCUUGCUUGUCUCCAUCCUCUCCUACCUUGUAGGACUGGUCAUGCUCACAGAGGGUGGGAUGUACAUCUUCCAGCUCUUCGAUUACUACGCUGCCAGCGGCAUGUGCCUGCUCUUCGUUGCCAUCUUUGAGACGCUUUGUAUCGGCUGGGUGUAUGGUGCUGAUCGUUUCUAUGAUAACAUUGAAGACAUGAUUGGUUACAGGCCAUGGCCUAUUAUCAAAUACUGCUGGCUCUUCAUCACGCCAGCUGUCUGCAUGGCGACCUUCCUGUUUUCUCUGAUUAAAUAUAUCCCUCUGACCUACAACAAGAAGUACGUGUACCCCUGGUGGGGAGACACCCUGGGCUGGCUGCUGGCCCUCUCAUCUAUGGUCUGCAUCCCUCUCUGGAUUGUCUACAAACUCUCCAUGAUUAAGGGCUCCCUGAGAGAGAGAUUCCGCCAGUUGGUCUGCCCAGAUGAGGACUUACCUUUCAGUCUGGGUGUGAGGCAGCCCCUUCCUUCCACCAGACCUGGCCUCCUGAUGCUGACAGAGCUAGAGUCCCAUUGUUAG